Abrus precatorius (Indian licorice) is the source of this 3148-nucleotide messenger RNA. RefSeq lists its product as uncharacterized. Bases 205 to 2709 code for a protein of 834 amino acids. Gene Ontology annotation, cellular component: nucleus. Lineage: Eukaryota; Viridiplantae; Streptophyta; Magnoliopsida; Fabales; Fabaceae. The transcript is spliced from 20 exons. The record is from RefSeq and is a predicted model, not a curated record.
CAAUUCAAACCAUUAUUAUUUGUUGUUUGUUAUAUGUUACUCGCUUGCUUUACGAUCAGUGUAGUGUAUAACUUUUUCUUCCUACAGAACUUCACUGAUUAUUUUUAAACUUGAGAAAAGUUUAUUUAUGAUUACAAUUUUGCUUCCCGUGAGUUCGAAUGAAGGACACUAGAAUCUAAAACAGCUUCUUCUUAUUAGAGCAACAUGACUCGUUCUAAAGCCAACUCCAAGAAGCAGCAUGGCAUCGACUUUAAGAAAAUAAGGCGGAAGGUUGGGAGGAAACUGCCACCGCCUAAGAAUACUACUAAUACUGAAAUUAAAUCUAAAGCAAUUGUUCUGCCAGAGCAGAGCGUAGCAGCGGAGAAGGCUGGUUUAGCUGUGAACAAAAAAGGUUUGACUCUGAAAGAACUUCUGCAGCAAACAUCUCAUCACAAUGCAAAAGUUCGUAGAGAUGCAUUGAUGGGUAUUAAGGACUUAUUCAUCAGAUAUCCAGCUGAACUGAAGUUGCACAAAUAUGCUGCUGUAGAAAAAAUUCGUGAGCGCAUUGGUGAUGAUGAUAAAGUGGUUCGAAAAUCAUUAUACGAUCUUUUUAAAGCAGUGAUAUUACCUGGAUGUAAAGAGGAUAAUCAAGAGCUGAUCAUUUCUCUAUUGAUGGCUUACAUUUUCAAUGCAAUGACUCAUUUGGCGGUUGAUAUUCGGAUCAUGGCAUUUGAUUUCUUAGACCUUGUUCUUGAGUUUUAUCCUCCUUCCUUUUCUUCUUAUGCAGAAAAGAUUUUUCAGAAUUAUGAGGAUAUUCUAAGGAAGAACCAGUACUAUUUACAAGACAAAGGAAAACUAAAAGAUGCUCUUGCUGGGUUGGUUCGCUGCUUGUCACUCCUGCCAUGGAAUAAAGAAGAAACUGAUAUGCAUAAUAAGGAUGAUACUGGGCAAAGGGUAUUACAUGCUUUUGAAGCUGAUAUGGCUAUGAGCUCUAAUGGUUUUUCUCAUAUCAUAAAGAAACUGAAGGAUCUAGUGCCAGUAUUAAUAAAUAGUUUCCUGGAAUUUAUUCCAUUGAUUCAUGGUAUGGACAGUCUUGAAGGGAAGUCUUUUGGUUGUAUGGCAUCCAUUCUUAAUUGCAUAGAUCUUAUAGUUAGGUCUUUUGCAUAUGAGACUGAUAAGGAUGCAGAAUCCCCAAGUACUCAAGGUGGACCUCAUUUGGCUGUGUGGGAUGUUGCUAUCUCAUCUGCACUCUUGAAGAAAUUAUUUCCACUUUUCCCCCUCAAUCCAGUGCAUCAACUUUCAGAAAGGGAUUAUGAUAGGGUGCUUGACUUGAACAUGGUCAUUGCAAAAAUAUUUUUUGAAUUAAAUGAAUGUAUCUGUCUUCCUCCUGAUUUGUUGGAGAGAUUUCUGGAGUUCAUUGAAAAUGCACUGCUGGGGAAGUUCUGCAGAGCUGCACAGUCUGGUAAGGCUAUCUGGGAAAAGCAUCUAGUUCAGCUCCUUUCCUUUAUUCCCAAAUUUGUUUCACAUGGGGCAAGCUAUGGAAUAUCUCGUCUUCUUCAGGCUUUUACCCAGACAUUCAGGGAAAGCAAACCAGGUUCCUUGCUGAAAUUGGCCUGUCUUUCUGCUAUUGAAGAUAUGCUAACUCCUAUCCAAAGCAUGCUUUCCCUGGAGACAAGCAAUCCAGAAAAUUUAGAACUUCAAAAUGCUUUACUUGCUUGGAUUAGAGAUCUCCCUCUGUUGCUGAUGCAGCUUGGAGAUAAACACCCAGCCUGCUCCUAUGUCGCGUUACGUCUUCAACUUCGUAUUGGACAAUGUGCUUUGUUGAAUUCAUCACUUGUUUACAUGUAUGACAACAUGCAGAAUUCAUUGCAAGAUUUUUAUUGCACAUGUCAAGAAGGAGGUACUGAUCUUGAUCCUUAUGUUUUAUUUCGGAUCAUAGAGAUUCUCCAUUCAGCCUAUAGAGAUGGACAUAUUAAAAUUGCAGAUUACUUGAGUGUCUUCAUCACCUUGGUCUUUCGUUUCAAAGUUUCUCCUGAAAUUAGUUCUACUGGUUUUAAGAGUGAUCCUCGCAGCCAAACUUUGAAGUCAAUGACAACUAUUCUUUGCUCAUACAUGGCACAGAUGGGUGACAGUUCUCUUGUUCUACAGUUGAUAGAGAAAGUGAUAAUUGAUCAGAUACCACAAAAGCCUUCUUUGGAUAAUAGUUAUUCUCUCCUAAGAAUACUUGUUACAGUUGAUUGCAAGCCCACAAGACUUUCUGAACAAAGCAUUAUCACUCUAGGCCAUCAUCUUUCUGAAUAUCUCGUGGAUGUUGUGCUGUGCAUUCCAGAAGAUGAUGAUGAACAGGGCACUUCCUCCAUUCAAUUAAGUACUCUGCAUUAUUAUCUUCUACCUUGUUUUUUCUUGUUUGACCGAUGCCACAAACUUAUGAAUCUCGUGUUGAAGACAAUGGGAUCAGCUAUAACAAAAAGUAGUUUGUCACCGAUAUCUGAUAAUUGUACUCAACAUACAAGGAACUGCUUGAUUAGGGUGAAUGCUGUUACUUCUAUACUCUUGUUUAUGCACAAGGAUGCUAAAUUGCAACAGAUUUUGGCUUUAUUCAAGGAAGAUAUUGAUAACAUCAUACAACAAAUUCUUUCUUUACAGUCAUCGGGGGAGAUCAGUAUGGCAAUUGAAGAAAGGCAUAAAAUACAAUGUGCAUUUGAACGACUGAAAAUCUUAACAAGAUAACCAUGGUCAAGAAGGAUGUUGUGGAGUGAGAAACUGGUUUGCACAUUGUUGGCAUAGGAGGGACACCUUUAUUGUCAAAUUUACAGGCAGAAAGACAAGGACCAAGAUCUGUGGUGGACAAUUUUAUAAAUCUUGUUAUACAUGCAUUGGAACCAGUUAAGGAGAAUGUUUUCAACUUUGAUAGGGAACUCGGCAUCAAUUUUGUGAAUCUCAGUGUAGCAUACCUGGCAUCCUAAUCUAUCGUCUUACUUUUACGCAGUUUAAUCUACGAGCAACUGAGCGCUGCGAGCAGGCGGUUUGUUUCACAUUGUAGAGAAAUAUAAAUUUUGCCUCCAAUUUUGUCUAUAGUAAUGUUUGUUCUAUUAGUUAGCAUCUUGUUGCUUUGUGUUAUAUAUAUUAUUACCCAAACUCCAAAGUGGUAGAAGUAUUUAGUAUUUAC